Molecule: messenger RNA, 1845 nt
Organism: Aureobasidium subglaciale EXF-2481
Lineage: Eukaryota; Fungi; Ascomycota; Dothideomycetes; Dothideales; Saccotheciaceae
Exons: 10
Coding region: 1-1845 (614 amino acids)
Biological process (GO): transmembrane transport
Cellular component (GO): membrane
Molecular function (GO): transmembrane transporter activity
Source: RefSeq, a predicted model, not a curated record
AUGCAGGAGGAAUCCAUACAGAAGGCUUCUAGCGUUGAGGUUACACAACAGAGGAAAGGGAAUUUUCUCAGGCCGACUGCUGUACGAGGAGACAGCUCUCGCAGUGGAUACGACGAUAGCGGAAGCGUGAAGGACAAGAUAAGGCCCAUCUCGUCGGGGUUUUCGAGACCUAGGUUGCUUAGCACGUCAUCAACCUAUCAGUCUACAUCACCAGCAGCUAAGAGUCCUUAUCGACCGGAAUGGGCUCAAGAUGCAGAGGAUGUGGCCGUGCCGCCAGCAAUUUUGAAUGAGGAUGGAUCGCCAGAAGACCUCAAAGACAUGUUGAGGAUGGGUAGAACACAGGAAAUGAGGAGAGUGUUCCGACAGUUCUCGCUGAUAUCUUUCGGUUGCCUAUCGCAAGGUACAUGGGAGUAUAUUUUACUUAACAACAACCAAGCUCUUGAAGCCGGCGGAAGUGCACUUUUGUUCUGGUCGUAUGUCUGGUCAUUCGCAGGCUCUCUGCUCGUUACAGCGUCGUUGGCCGAGAUGUGCUCGAUGUUGCCGAGUUCGGCUGGUCAAUACUUUUGGGUAUCUGAAUUCGCCAGUGAACGCUGGCAACAGAUCCUGUCGUACAUAACAGGGUGGAUGCAACUUGUCGGCUGGAUGUGUGGUAAUGCCUCAGGUAUUUUCCUGACGGGCUCGCUGUUUCAAUCGGUCAUAACCAUAUACCGCCCAGCUAAUGGCGAGCUGUUGUGGGAGACCAUUGUAUUCCUUGUUCCAGUUGUCGCUCUGGUAAUUCUAGCCAACAUAUACGGUGGCCGUACGAUAGCAAUCCUGCAGAACAUCUCGAUGUCAGUCCAUGUUCUUGCUCUGAUUGCAAUGGUUGCAAUUUUGGGUGUGCUCUCGCCACACAUACCAGCAAAAAGAGCGCUGCUACAAGUUGAGAACACCGAGUGGUCUACUACAGCUCUGGCGAUGGUUGCUGGUCAAGCAAAUGCCAACUUUAGCUGUUUUUACAGUGACUGUCCGAUACACCUUUCCGAAGAAGUGCAGAAUGCCGCCGUUGUUGUACCCAAAGCUACGAUGCGAAGCAGCUAUAUAAGUGGAGCGCUUGGCCUGAUAGCGGUGACAACAUUCGCUUUCUGCGUUCCGAGUGUGACAGCAGCUCUUGACCAUCCAACCGGCUACUCACUGCUCUACGUUCUGCAAUUAUCAGUGCCGAACGGUGUGAUAGUGUGCAUUCUUCUGACAUUCAUUGCGCUGAUCGGCGCAAGCAGUAUCGGGUUUGCCGCGACGACCGCGAGAAUCACCUAUGCCUUUGCGAGAGAUUCCGGCCUUCCUUUCUCACAGUGGAUCAGCAAGGUUCACAAGGGACGACUGAUGCCUAUGAACGCUGUCUUCUUGACUGCGGCUGUCAGUGUACUGCUGUCGCUGAUAAAUCUCGGAUCCACGACUGCUUUUUAUGGCAUUGUGGGACUCGGACAGGCCACGCAAUCGAUGUCGUACAUAAUUUCCAUCAUGUGCGUGUUGUAUCGAAGAAUCAAGUCUCCAGAGCAACUUCCUCCAGCGAGAUGGUCGUUGGGUCGUUCUUGGGGUCCUAUCAUUAAUGUGUUUGCUAUUCUUUUCUCGGUCAACUGCUUUAUCUGGUCGCUGUCACCUCCGACCUUACCGGUCACACCGACAAACUUCAAUGUAGCUGGCGCGUUGAUUUUGGGGAUUUUCAUCCUGAUGCUGGUGACGUAUUACUUCAGGAGAAAGAUAUACGUCGGACCAGUAGCACGCACAAGGGACACGCCUAGCUGGAACUUGAGCCAGUUGGGUACUGGGCAGAACAUUCAAUUUGUGACGAUUCCGGAAGAGGUGUGA